AUGUCGAACGUUGAUCUCGCUAAGCUCUUCAACGCUCGUGUUCGCAGGAGAUUCUACAGAGGGUUAAAGAAGAAACCUCUGAUUCUGAUCAAGAAGCUACGGAAGGCGAAGAAAGAAGCAGGUGAUGAGAAGAAGCCAGAAGCGGUGAAAGCACAUCUGAGGAACAUGGUUAUUGUUCCUGAGAUGAUUGGAAGUGUUGUUGGAGUUCACAACGGAAAGAAGUUUGAAGAAAUCGUGAUUAAACCGGAGAUGAUAGGUCAUUAUCUUGCGGAAUUUUCGAUGACUUGCAAGAAAGUUAGACAUGAUAGGCCACGUAUCUGUGGUUGUGGUUGUUUCCGUCGCUCCACCAGGUUUAUUCCUCUCAGGUGA
Messenger RNA from Microthlaspi erraticum, 369 nucleotides. The record is from the annotation of a GenBank genome assembly. NCBI's taxonomy places the organism in Eukaryota, Viridiplantae, Streptophyta, Magnoliopsida, Brassicales, Brassicaceae.